UGUGCUCGCCAAGUGGUGCCAACAGGAAAAGUAGUAGCCAAAUUCUGUGCAAAAUACCUGCACGCUCAAAUUCUCAAGUAUGAGCCUCAGUUGGGUGGUGAUUUAUCUGCUUCAGUACAAAAAGCAUUUUUAAGAAUGGAUGAGAUGAUGAAAGGACAGAGAGGAUGGAGGGAAUUAGCUGUACUGGGGGACAAAAUGGACAAGUUCACAGGUUUAAUUGAAGGAUUGAUAUGGUCCCCAAGGGGUGGUUAUUCCAGUGAACAUUUAGAUGAAUGGGCAUAUGAGGAGGGACCACAUUCUGAUUUCUCUGGACCGACAUCUGGAAGCACAGCUUGUGUGGCAGUCAUUAGAAACAACCAACUCAUUGUUGCAAAUGCUGGUGAUUCUCGUUGUGUACUCUCGAGGAAGGGUCGGGCAAUUAGUUUGUCAACAGACCACAAACCAUAUCUUGUUGAGGAGAAGGAAAGGAUCGUAAAAGCAGGUGGUUUUAUUCAAGCAGGACGAAUAAAUGGAAGCUUAAACCUCACUAGAGCAAUUGGCGACAUGGAAUUCAAGCAAAAUAAGUUUUUACCUGCUGAGAAGCAAGUUGUGACAUGCAAUCCAGACAUAAACAUUGUGGAGCUAUGCGAUGAUGAUGAAUUUCUCAUUUUAGCAUGUGAUGGAGUCUGGGAUUGCAUGAUAAACCAGCAACUGGUGGAUUUCAUCACUGAGCAUAUAAAAACGGAGAGCUGCCUGUCUGCAGUAUGUGAAAGAGUGUUGGACCGGUGUCUGGCACCAUCCACCAUUAGUGGAGAGGGAUUGGACAACAUGACGAUGAUACUGGUGCAAUUUAAUAAGCCGAUCAGACCUGAUGCUCCUCAUACAUAAAAAUGAUGAUAUGCUGGGUGAGACUGAAGUUCCAAGUGAUCCUUCUAUCCUGCUGUAGAUUUGAAGUGUGUUGUACAUAGCAAUAUAUCCUCUUGAAGGUUGUAGCGUAUACAUUUGGACAAAUCAUCAUAUGGCAGUGAAUUAGUUGCGGGUGAUCCCAAAGUUCCCAUCUUUAACCCGAUAGUUAGUAUCGAAUGUAUAAAGCACUAUUCAUUUGGUUUACGGAGUGCUGAAGAACUAAAUGGUUGACUUUACUCUUCUCAUAUGACAUGAUGACCUAUGGAUAAAAUCGCAUGAUGUGUAUUUUCUUAAA
This is a messenger RNA of Musa acuminata AAA Group (dessert banana), 1180 nucleotides long. RefSeq names its product probable protein phosphatase 2C 11. The transcript has 9 exons. Lineage: Eukaryota; Viridiplantae; Streptophyta; Magnoliopsida; Zingiberales; Musaceae. Gene Ontology annotation, biological process: protein dephosphorylation. Bases 136 to 867 code for a protein of 243 amino acids. The record is from RefSeq and is a predicted model, not a curated record. Gene Ontology annotation, molecular function: protein serine/threonine phosphatase activity.